Messenger RNA from Silurus meridionalis, 811 nucleotides. Its product is annotated as snaclec coagulation factor IX/factor X-binding protein subunit B-like. The transcript has 3 exons. The record is from RefSeq and is a predicted model, not a curated record. Lineage: Eukaryota; Metazoa; Chordata; Actinopteri; Siluriformes; Siluridae. The coding region runs from base 129 to 767 and encodes 212 amino acids.
GAGUCACAGUAUGUGUUGUAACAGCGUUCAUCCCUCAUCGCUAUCACUUUGUGAACGAGAAAAAAAACUGGAGCGAAGCUCAGACUUACUGCCGAGGCAAAUACACUGAUCUGGCAACCAUCAGCAACAUGGAUGAGAUGAAGAAGCUGAAUAUCACACUGAAGAAGGAACCUGCAAUGCUAGCGUGGAUCGGUCUAAAGAAUGAGAGCGUUGGGGAAUGGAAGUGGUCUCUGGCAGACCAAACUUUCUACAGAGGUGAAGACACUUACAGGAACUGGAGUAGUGGAGAACCAAACAAUGCUGGAGGAAAUGAACACUGUGUUGUGAUGUCAAGAUGCAUUGGUUCCUGGUUAGAUGAAAAAUGUGAUGAAAAAUUCUGUUUUGUGUGUUAUGAUGAUAAACUGAUCCUGAUGAACAAAAGUCUGACCUGGAAAGAAGCUCUGAGAUACUGCAGGAAUCAUCAUCAUGACCUGGUCUCGGUGGACUCUGAAGAGAUGCAGCUCUGGGUGAAGGAAGUUGCUCGGAACGCCUCCACCGAACACGUGUGGCUCGGCCUGCGUCACACCUGCGCUCUGGGCUUCUGGUACUGGGUGACUGGAGAGAUGAUCUGCUACCAGGACUGGGCUCCGGGGAACGGGACAGGAACAGAAGACUGCAGCAAUGAAGAGAGAACCGGAGCAGUGCAGUCUGGAGGAACGAAGCAGCAGUGGGUCAGUCUGCCUCAGAGCAACACACUCAACUUCAUCUGCUCCACCUAUGAAGGUUAGUCAGUGUGGUGGUGUUCUGUAGUUAUUACACCAAUACAUUUACU